Messenger RNA from Lineus longissimus, 5466 nucleotides. RefSeq names its product transmembrane protein 94-like. The transcript is spliced from 28 exons. Lineage: Eukaryota; Metazoa; Nemertea; Pilidiophora; Heteronemertea; Lineidae. The coding region runs from base 93 to 4241 and encodes 1382 amino acids. The record is from RefSeq and is a predicted model, not a curated record. Gene Ontology annotation, molecular function: nucleotide binding.
UCGUGUUGUCAGAUUUUUCUCCAAAAUUCCCUCCUAAAACAUGCCUGAAAUCGGCUCUUUCCUCUAACAUUUGAUUUAGUUUUCUGUCAGUCAUGGGUGCAUUGUUAGAAGAACAUGAAAAAGGUGGAGAUGGAGAAAAUAGCAGUGAUUCUGAAAACACCGACCACGGUAGUGGUCACACAAGCAAGGAGGCCCUGCAGAUCCUACAUGAUGAGCUAUUGGAUGAAAUUGACAGAUAUGAAUAUCAACAUAAAAGACUUCCUCUCGCUGACAAGUUCCUGCAGUCUGACUUCCACCACAAGUGUGUGAAAUCCUUGUUCCAUUGGACGGAUUGUCUGGUUAUGACAGUGACUGCCCUUCUCUUAUUCAUAGCAUUUGGAGUUAUAGAGGAGAACAAUAGACAUAUCUGGUUGUUAUUUGAAGGCCUGAUUAUCUUGAUUCUGUUUGUCACCAAUAUCUACGUCACAGCCUGGAAUGCCAAGCUGAAGAGGAAAGAAAUCGUAGUCAAGACAAGAAAAAACAUUUCUGAGAUUGGAAAAUGCAUCAAGCACAACAUUUGGUAUCCUAGUCACUACCUAAAUUUGAACUCGCCUCUCUCUCCCUGUGUGAGUGUGCAGUGGACAUUCAGGGACAACGAACUCGUCAAUUUGCCAUGUAACUUCCUCGUGAAAGGAGAUCUCAUUUUGCUACGACCAGGCCAAGAAGUGCUCAUUCACUGCCAGUCUUGGGAUAAAGAUGCAGAAGGCUAUGCCAUUGAGGAAUACUCCCCUGGUGAUAUCUACCUGCCCAAGAUGGAUCGUGAUACUAGUGCUCAAUUCAAUUGUCCAAAAGGACGACGGCCUUAUGAACCUAAGCCGUUUGUGAUUACAGCGACCCCGUUUCUUACUAGUCUCAGGAGAAUCCUGGAGGAUAGUCUUAAACGCCCCAACAGUGCUAUACACAAUCUUAUAUACCAAGCUAGAACAUUCUUCGUUCAAAUCCGUGCUCUGCCAAUCUUUCUGGCUAUUUCAUUUAUUGUGAAUUUGGUUCGAUACAUUUACUUAAAGGAUCAUGUUGGUGAGUGGCCGGAGACGUUGCUUGUUCUUCAGGUGCAUACUGUACUGCCGUUGGUACCUCUUGUUUUCCCUCUCUUCUAUCUGCUUGUGAACAACUAUGGUGCUGCUAGAGUUGAAUGUAUAUUUAAGAGGGCCUUGAAGAGUAGAAAGCCUUUGAUCAAUGUCUGUGAAGAUGCCAGUAGCAUAUCAGAAGAUGACGCCAGAGAGGACCUCGAAUGGAGCGAAGUGUUUAAAAGUUUCAAGCUUCUCCUGUUUGGGCAUUCAGACAUUCUGCAUCGGACCACUGAUCUAGUUCAUGUCCUUGGUAGCGUGACAUCAAUGUGCUGCGUUGACAAGAAGGGCAUCCUAUCGUGGCCGAUUCCUGUCGCCGAGAAAGUCUUCUUCCUGACGAGUAAGAAGGUAAAGAAGAAGGAUAAAGAUGUGUCGGAGGACAAGAGUUCAGGAGUGGAGGAGUGGGAGGAGGAGGAGCCGGGAUUCAGGAUUGGAGAGGAGGACACAGAUGAGGAGGACUUUGAACUGCCGAAGCAUGCCUACAUGCAGGAAGGGACAGUCGAGGUCCUGGAUGUGACCCAUGAUCCACAGAGUCGUUAUGGUCUGCUCUUUGAUGAUCCAAAAUGGAAGAAUCAGAUUAGUUCAUUAAAGCCACUGGGUUUGAACAUACUGUUGAACACCUGUAACCUAGAAACAGCAGACGCCUACACAAAGUUUGCUGAUCAUGUGAUGUGUGCGUCAUUCAAGAAGGAAGAUACUGUGGCCGUUGUUAACAGGAGAUGUUUGUGUGAACUCGCUAAACAGAUUGGUUUCUCUGAUCAAGUGACGGACUUGUUUGACCUUCAGAUGUCCUUGGGAAUGUACAGGCAUGCUUCGCAUCCAUUUAAGUUCUGCCAUCAUGACCGCCGUGUCAGUGUGCAUCCCGAGGCAACAAAUGACCAAUUAUUCAGAUCCAAAUCAUUCAUCCGACACAAGACACCAAUGCCUAACAUUUCAACUGUGGUGGUGAAAGAGAAGGCUUCUGGCAUGCUGCAAUUGAUGACGCAAGGCACAGCUGAUAUGUUACUUGACCUCUGUACAGACUACUGGGAUGGUAAUGACUUGGUGCCUCUCACUGACAAUGACAGGAAGAAGAUCCUGGAUUUUUACCACCGCCAAAGUAUGUCUGCAUACUGUUCUGCCUUUUCCUACUGCCCCCUUGUUGAGAAGAUUAGUCCUAAACUCAAAGAUGUGUACAUCGAACUGCCAGAGAAUGGACUUGAGAUCUACGAGUUUAGAAGUCCAACACCUACAAAGCGAUGGGACUUGGAGAAAAUGGAGGGCCACAUUCCCCGACGGCGAUGCAGCGUCGACUCGCUCCUCAACACAAAAGACCAACUUGUCACGGAUGUAGACAGCUGUUUCAGGACUCAGUGUAACCAGAUCUUCAUUGGAAUGGUCACCAUGCAGUAUCAUGCCAAACAGGACAUUGUUCAUCUGAUCGAGCAGUUGGAGACCUCAUGCAUCAGAUUUGUUCACUUUUCUAAAGAAAAUGAACUGAGAAGUCGGGUAUUUUCUGAGAAGGUCGGCCUUGAGGCUGGUUGGAACUGUCAUAUUUCAUUACUUAGCGAAGACAAUGAAGUGGCAAGUUGUAGUGACGAAGAAAAGAAUGCCGACGUUGCAUUUGAUGAGCUUCAAAUUAUAGAUGAUCUCCGUAGACGAGGGAGUGCUCCAGCGGCUCUAGACAAAGCCGGUUUGAGUCCACCACCUCAGAAGGCCGUGACGUUACCAAAAGGUUCUCGUGACUCGUUACAAGUUGUUGUUAUUGAUGAUGUAGAUCAGGGGGAAAGUUCGACGGAUAAGAUACAUAUCGAGGUUGACGGAGGAGUUGAAGAAUGCAGUGGUUCUAGUCAAGAGUUACAGAGAAUCUUAGAGGAUAAGAUAUCGAAUACGGCUGCAUCAAGUCACUUGACCGAAAAUACGGAUGACAGCAUCCCAUUUGAUGUGUUUAAUAGGGCCAAACUCCCCAAAGGCAUAGAGAACAUACGGCCCCACCUGAAGAAUGUUGAUAACGUUCCAUUGCUUGUGUCUCUCUUCACUGACUGCACACCAGAAGCCACUCAAGAGAUGAUCAAGAUCAUGCAGGAGAGUGGUGAAGUCGUCUGCGUCAUUGGCAGCCUUGGCAAUAUGCGCAAUACCCCUUUAUUUCUCCAGGCUGAUAUAAGUGUUGGUAUCCAGCCUCUGUAUCCACCACUCUGUACUAAGGACUCACCAAUAGUUGAAAUCUGGGACUACCCCUCCCCAAUGAAGAUGAGUUCAAAAUUAUCAAAUGUUCCGUGUUCAUUAAGUUUUGAACGUGAAGACGAUGUGAACUUUAUCAAAUUAAUUGCAGAGGCACGCCAUCAUUCCUUCUCUAUGAAGAACUGUUUCCAGUUUCUGCUAAGCUGCUACAUGACUUUGUCAUUUACACAACUAUUCACAAGCAUUUUCGUUCUUCCACCUAUCAUUUCUGGUCACCACAUCCUGUGGCUGGUCUGCCUAAUACUGCCGUGUCUAGCUCUGACCUUGAUAACAACGGAGGUCGACCCUCUAGUGAUGACAAUCGCUCUUGGUAAAAAUAAGGGACACUUGAAAACCCAGGUGAUCCUUGAAUACUUCCCGUACUACAUUGUACGCUUUCUCCCUUCCAUGGCCGUGGUCCUUCUUUGUUAUGGAAUGACGUUAUACAGCAUGUGCUUUAACAAAUAUGGAAACUGUCAUCUGUUUUAUGGGAAUCUUAAUCACACAAUCGCAGGCACGUGGAAUGGUUUGCAAACAGACAAUAUUGGAGGUUAUUCUAUCGCUCAAAAUUUUGCUGCCAUGCAGUUGGUCCUGUAUUUAUGUGGUAUCUCAUCGAGUUACGUUUAUCGGCAGUAUCAUUUAUGGAAAAAGCCUCCAACAGAUAACAUUCUUUGGUGCAUUGUGGUGCCUAUUUUGGUGGUACUGCAGUGUGUCUACUUUGCCAUAGAUGUCAGUAUAAUGAAUCCUCAGGGCGCCAUCCUUUACUACCUCUCCGAUGUUCCGAUAGAAAGUUGGUGUGUUGGCCUCAUCUGGGCACCCUUACUUGUUCCAGUCAACGAGCUCGCCAAGAUGAGAGAGAUCAAAUUAUGGGUGCGAUAUCAAAAACGAGCGAGAUUGGACUUUGGUACAAAACUUGGGAUGAACUCGCCGUUUUAGUCUGCAAGGCUGUCUACAUCUUUUAUCGAUACUGUGGAUCACUUGGGGGCUUAUGCUUUGAUGGUUUUAAUGAAAUGAUAGUAUGUACAGUCUUUGAAUGCACAGCUGAAUAUUUUGUAUUGUGAUAUAUAGCAGAGGAAAUUGUAUUACAUCGAGAUUAGGUUUCAGAAUAUAUGUACUGGUACUAUGUAUGCCAUAACACUCAAGAUUAUGGUACCGGUAAUCAUGUGGCAAGGCAUGACAUGAAUUCAUCUAAAAAUGCAUACAAGUAGUUCCUGGUUUACGGACGUGGUCAAUUGACUGAGCAAACAUGCUGCCACGAUGCCUGCUGACAUUGAUAGUUUCAUUGAUAGAAAAUUGAGAAUUACCUCAGACUAUUUUUGUAUAUGUACUUAUGAACAUUGUAAAAAAAUGUUUAGUAUUUUAGGAGAGCUAUGUAUGACUGUGUUACAACAGUACUAUAAAGAUGGUAAAUCUUUUGAAUGCGUCGAUGUUGUCUAAAGAUCUUGUAUUUACAUGUAUGGUAUGAGUUCGUAAUCGCACUGCUAACAUCCCAAUUUAGUUUGAAUAGUUUCGAUUUACUGUAAGAAAGGAGAGACUCCUACUUGCAACUUGGCGUAACUAAAUCUGAGCUACCUAUAGUCUCCCAUCAGGAAUAUGUUGUCGUACUCAAUUUGAUGUUUGAAAAGUGCAUUACUGAGCUGUAGUUUAUGUUGUGUUGUAAGUAUACACAAAUGCUUCGAAAUGAGUUUGGUAAGCAUCUAGAUUUGAAGUGAACCAGGAUAUAUUCUGCUGUGAUGUUUUCCCUCCUACAGUUUGCUGAUAGUGAAGUGAUAUUUUGAUAUUUCUGAUGAGAUGUAUUAUAUACACAAUGAUACAUGUAAACAGUAUUGUAAAUAAUGAAAUUUGUUCAUGAACUUUAUGUUAAAAGAGUGUCUGUACGUGUAGACUGAUCAGUAUACUAACUGAUAAAGGUUGGUGUGUUGGUGACACCGUGCUGUUCAAAUUUACUUUUAAAUACUUGCAGUAAAUAAAAAUUCAGAGAAGAGAUUUCUGCAUUUGAUAUGGCAGAAGUAUUUUCGUUGAGGAACACAACUACAUUUUCUACCAUCUUAAUCACUAAUCCUGGGAUUGAAAAUCUGAAUAUUGGAUUAAUUUGCUGUUAUAAUGCUCAAUGUUUCAUUUUAGUAAUUGUAUUGUAAAUAAAUAUAUAUUAUUUAUAUGA